AUGCCACCUAAAGCAGUACGAGCUGAUCCCGACACAAUCUAUCGCUCGGAAACGCCUCUACGACAGAAGAAGUUUCCCAAUCGACGCCGCACUAUACGCUCCUCUGGCGUUAGUACUCCAGCUCCGCUACGCCAGCAGUCCACUUUGACACAACAGCCGCACUGGACCGUAUCUCGCUCACCGCCAACUGCUGGACUCGAAGAUGAAGCCGAGGAUGAAGACGAAGAUUACGAAGAGGAUGAGCUAGAAAAAGCACGACCUAGGAGGAAGAAGAGAAAGAGCGAGAUAGAUGGCAAAAAGCAGACAACCAUGACACAAUACGUUCCUUCCUCUUUCAUAGGAGAGCGCUAUGACGGAGCAGCCGAUCUGUUGCUGCAGUUCUUGCCAGACGAGUCUUUCGAUGGAGUGCGAGAUUCACAGUCGCAACUGCCUCUUGACAGACACGACCAUGCUCCGCAAGCAGAGAUGCAUGCGUUUGUCGACGAAAGUGCACCCACAGCUGCAGAUGGCGACGUGAAGAUGCAAAGUAACGAGGGAAAUCAGAGCCAGAAGACGCAAUCUAGCUCAGACCAUGGCGACGAGAGAGUGGAUUCAGCCUUUCCCAAACAGCAAGCGCGACUGCGUCCAAGCCCAGAACUACCAAUAUCCGCUAUGAACCUAAGGACUCCGAGAAGGAAAUUCAAGUCCGAGAUUCCCUCAUCCAACACUCCGCAGAGCGCCAUUAUAUCCAUCUGCUCGGCUAAAACAAUGCGCUCACCUGAGCGUUCACCGUUACGGAGCAAGAGCACAAAUGCAUUCUCGCAGAGUCAUGCUGGCGAGGAUGCUAGAAUGAGUCCUGUUCCCGAAAGUCCUACAAAGCCCGUUUCUCCUUUCCGUCUAUCACCUCUCAAAAAUCGCCCUACCUUCCGGAUACCGGAGAAGCCUCCUACACUCCAGCAUCGUAGUACCAUUCCAGACUCGGAAGACACAGCCACCCAAGUGACUCCAUUCAAGCAAAACAAGUUCCGCAGCCAGAUACCCGACACUCAGAUGGAAAUGUUUGGCGAAGAGAUUUCUGCUGUCACUGAGACACAAUUCCCUAUUGACAGCUAUACCCAGUAUGCUGGAGGAACUUAUUACGCCGAGAACGAUGAUUAUUACUACAACUUUGAUCCGGUCUGUAGUGCUUUGGAUCGUGAUGCUGCCCGUUUCAUGCAAACACAACUACAACGAGAUCGUACCGGUUACGAUGCCUUCCACAAAACGCGAAGCUUUUCUCAAGCAGAAGAAGAGCGAGCUGAACAAACCCUCGAACAAAAGCAGGGUCAAGGCAUCCAGGAACCCAGAUUGGUCAGAGCGCAACAGUCUCAAGAGCUCGGUGAUGAUUUGCCUGCCCCAACUUCACGGCCUCAACCGCUUGAGCAAGAUUUCGAAGAUGCGCCUACACAAUCGCCUCGAUCAUCUCCUCAACAGCCUCCGCGAGUUUCCUACAAGUCUGAUGAGAUUGAAGAAAUAGACUUGUCGGGUGACAUUGUUCUGCCGAACACGACCAUCCGAGAGGUGAUACAGAUUGCCUCCUCCCCGAACAGCAAGAGUGUCAGUAGCGGAAAGUAUCCGUCUUCGCCACCUCUUGUUGUCGAGAAUGAUGCACGUCUUCGGGCAGAAGCUGAAGAGCAGAUGAACAAAACUGAACGUCACUCAUCUCCACCUCUGCCAAUCAUUCUCCCAAUACCUCCUUCGCAGGUCAGCACGGUUGGUGGUACGCAGCUAUACCAUUCCCUGAGAAAGUAUACCCAACGGGCCGCGUACGUAAGUAGUAGUCCACCGCCUAUGCCGCCUUCCACGUCUUCACCUCCACCUGAAGCGAGACAACACCUGAAGAGGUUCCUUGAGAUGUAUGAGUCAGAUGAUGAGGAUGAGNAUGGACAAGGACGACCCAGAACCGCCCCUUGCGACCAGGGUGAAGACGACAUGGACCUGGACUUCGUGCCUCAACGACAGCAUAACACGGAUCGUGCAAUGAGAAGUGAUAACGAUGACGGGUCAGAGAAUGAGGGAGAUCACUCGAGGCUGGAAGACAUAUUGCCCGAUACCCUUCUUGACUUUUCUUUGCCGCCACCGCCAACGCAAAGUACAGUAAGGAGUACGAGGUCAUAA
Molecule: messenger RNA, 2136 nt
Organism: Aureobasidium musti
Lineage: Eukaryota; Fungi; Ascomycota; Dothideomycetes; Dothideales; Saccotheciaceae
Source: the annotation of a GenBank genome assembly